GUACUUUCGGAGCCCACGCAUACGUCACACGUGCAGCAUAGCAGCGCAGAUCAGACAGCCGUACGACCCCGAUCGAUCGCCGGCCGCCCCAGCUCGACCGUCGAAGACCCUGGCGCUCAUGCUAUUAAAGCUAGCAUCGCAUCCGCUUUGCACACUCGCACUACUCGAGUUCAACGAUUCAGAGCCAGAGGCAGCACCCACAAGUACAUCCCGUCUUUUCUUGAUCUUAGGUCUCUUCGUUUCGUUAUUACUUUUGGUUCCACCAUGUCUCCAUCUUUUAUUGAAUACGGCUCGGAAUGCAACUUUCCAAUUCAAAAUUUACCGUAUGGAGUGUUUUCAACAGCCUCCAAUGGCAAGCAAAGGAUUGGUGUUGCAAUUGGAGACAUGAUACUGGAUCUAUCUCAGAUCAAGGAUCUAUUCAAUGGACCUAUCCUCUCAGAGUGCAACGAUGUCUUUACAGAGGAAACCCUGAAUAGCUUUAUGGCUCUUGGAAGACCUGCAUGGAAGGAAGCUAGAGCUACCAUUCAACGUCUCCUGUCUGCCGAUGAGCCUACACUCAGAGAUAAUGCUGAUCUCAGGGAAAGGGCACUUGUUCUCCAGAGUGAUGCUACAAUGCACCUUCCUGCAUCUAUUGGAGAUUACACAGAUUUUUUCUCUUCUAAAUACCAUGCCACCAACACUGGCACUAUGUUCAGGGGACCAGAAAAUGCCCUCCAACCUAACUGGAAGCAUCUCCCUGUCGCAUACCACGGCCGUGCUUCAUCUGUUGUAAUUUCUGGUACUCCAGUACGUAGGCCUUGCGGACAGACUAAGCCAGAUGACAAACCUCCUGCAUUUACUUUUUGCAAGCUCAUGGAUUUUGAACUUGAAAUGGCAUUCUUUGUUGGACCAGGUAACAAGCUUGGUGAACCGAUUCCUGUUGGCAGCGCUCAUGAACACAUCUUUGGUAUGGUCCUCAUGAAUGAUUGGAGUGCAAGAGAUAUCCAGAAAUGGGAGUAUGUUCCCUUGGGUCCUUUCUUGGGAAAGAACUUUGCAACAACCCUGUCUCCAUGGAUCGUCACUAUUGAUGCCUUGGAACCAUUCAUUGUAGCCAACAAUCAACAGGAUCCAGUGCCUCUUCCUUACCUCCGACAUGAUGACCCAUUCAACUUUGACAUUAACAUAAGUGCUGCUAUCAAGGGUGCUGGAAUGGAACAGCCUGCCGUUGUCUCUCAGUCAAACUUUAAGCAUAUGUAUUGGACCAUGAAGCAGCAGCUAGCCCAUCACACAGUGACUGGUUGCAAUGCUCAACCAGGAGAUCUCAUGGGAUCAGGAACGCUCAGUGGACCGACACCCGACAGCUAUGGAUGUAUGCUAGAGCUCUGCUGGAAGGGAACCAAAGAAGUCGAUCUCGGAAAUGGCAACAUAAGAAAGUUCCUCAAAGAUGGUGAUACAGUUAUUCUUUCAGGUUUUUGCCAGGGUGAGGGAUACCGAGUUGGAUUUGGCGAGUGUGUAGGCACCAUCACUCCAGCUAUGUCCCAAUAACAUCAGUCAGCUGAACUUCCAUUGUCAAUCUUAACUUCACAACCAGCAUCAAAGCAUUGUAAUAACUUCUCUGCAACAAAUCCAUUAGUCUCGAUUCGCCAUACAAAGCCGAAUCCAGGAUUUUGAAAUAGGAGUGCAAAGAGCAAAUUUGACAAUCGAGUGGGCACAGACUGCAAUUUUCUAAGAUUUAGGUGUAUGUUUGGUGACACAACAUUUGCUCCUGCGGCAUUUACUCCAGUCUUGUUAUUCCAGAGGGCAUAGUAUUAGGAUUGCAAUAGAUUUUUUGGUUCAGAAUAAUGUAAAGAUAAGGAUUGGGGUUUAUUUAGUUUUGGAGGUUAGGUUUUAUGUUUUGCUUUACGUGUAGUAUUUCCAUUGGAGCAAUUGUCGCUGGAGCAAAUGUCUGGAAUUGAUGUUGAUUCUCUAAAUAGAGAAGGCAUGCAUCUAUUGCUAUAGCACACCUACCUAGAUCUGCCACUUCCUUAUGAUGUAUACAUUUCUUUGUACACUGUAUUUUCAUUCCGUCUUAGCAUUUACACUGCAAAGUCAUCCUAUACAUUUGUUGGCAUUUCCACAACAUGUAAUCUCCAUUUUCAGAGUAUUGCAGUUUGUAAUAAUCGGGUGUGAUUUGCCAUGUGUACAUUUCUUUGCACUGUGUUUUUAUUUUUUAAAUGCCAGCUUUUCUGACCCGAAGAUACACUAGUGAAAUAAUUCAUGGGGUAACAAGCCUUUGCUCAUGCAUGGCCAACUAUGUGGAAUUCUUUUCUAUAGAGUUUGAAAACCCAGCUAUAAACGACCACCUUCAUGGGUAACCUGAGGACAUUUUGUGCUUUUUGAGAGACAUCCAUUUAUGUAUUCAUUGUUCAAAUUAAAACAUCCUGUAAUGUAUUCUUUUUCCUUUCAUUUUUCUGCUCAUUCUAAAUAAGGUAGAAAGUGUGCCGUAUUAAUUUCAUACAUUAUUAACAAGAACGCUGCAAGGAAAUUGGGACGUUGUAUAUAUUUGGUCAGUGGAGUGUACUUUUGAAUCCUAGUAAGCUUCCAUUUUUCAAAAUGCUUCAAGUUUAUUUUUUUAAUCCUUCUUUGCCUCAGAAUAGUGUACUUGGCAGAUAGCUGCAUUAUAUAUGUCAAUAAAUGCUGUGCUUGAUGUUAUUUUUUUUUUUUUAAUAUUUAAGGCACCUUAGUUAUUCAUUUUAUAAGAUUUUAUUUAUAUUCCCCUAGCUUGUAGGUCAUUAUGAAUAUUUUUUGUUGCAAAAGUGUGCAUAAGAUUUUAUUUAUUUACAAAUAAGACAUGGGAACAAAUAUCAAAUUUGAGAAUUCAUUUUUUUGUUUAGUAUUGAACAAUUGUAUUUAUUGUACUAUAAUCCCAAACUUGCAAUAUAAUUGCAAUGUAGUAGCCAAAUGUCUAUGGGAUUGAUGCAAGAAAAUAAUUGCAAUCAGUUGGAAAUUUCUGUUGCAAUUUUCUAAUUGCUAGAUUAAUUUAAGCUGUAACAAAUCAGUUCAUACUUGUUGCAUGGAGCAGUAUAACAAUCAUUUGCAAAUUACCAAUUCAUUGUAAGACAUGACUGAUAUGGGACCUCCAAAUAGAUAUGCAAUAAAUUGCAUUUUUCUUGCACUAUACCACAUGACUGAUUAAUAGUCUCAAAAUCGUCUGUCAAAAGGGCUUUAUUUAACAGAUUGCAAAGCAAAUAUGAUAUCUCUUUUUAAAAAAAUACACACUUUCAGCUGAAAUAUUUUCUGUGAAAUAUCUCUUUUGGUAUAUUCAGUAUCUGUGGGCAGUGAAAUAUGAAAAUUCCAAUGCCAUUACCAUGCCUUGUAAAUAUGUACUACAUUUCAGAAGGUUAUCUUUAAAAAAGAAAGAUCCUUGCAGGAAAAGUAUUUUUUAAAAUAUAAAAUCAUGUGAUGAUUUCUUUGUUUAUCCUUUUAUAGAGUAAUCUUUUUGUUUCUAUCUUUGUUUCUUUGUUGACAUAUAUGUUCUAGAUAAUCAAGAGUAUAAAUGUGAAGAGAUUGCAAUCAUUGUGAAUGUCAUGAGGAAAUGGCUGAAACUGGGUACCAUAUGGAUUUUGAUGUGUGGUUACUGAUUAAAUCAUGAAAUAUAC
Messenger RNA from Lytechinus variegatus (green sea urchin), 3617 nucleotides. RefSeq names its product fumarylacetoacetase-like (gene fah). Lineage: Eukaryota; Metazoa; Echinodermata; Echinoidea; Temnopleuroida; Toxopneustidae. The record is from RefSeq and is a predicted model, not a curated record. Gene Ontology annotation, molecular function: fumarylacetoacetase activity. Bases 265 to 1524 code for a protein of 419 amino acids. Gene Ontology annotation, biological process: L-tyrosine catabolic process; homogentisate catabolic process; L-phenylalanine catabolic process. The transcript is spliced from 13 exons.